Messenger RNA from Cuscuta campestris, 2065 nucleotides. The record is from the annotation of a GenBank genome assembly. Lineage: Eukaryota; Viridiplantae; Streptophyta; Magnoliopsida; Solanales; Convolvulaceae.
AAAAAUAAAGUCAAAAAUAGGAUCACACAAAGAAUCACACAAUCUUCUGCACCCAUUUUUCUCGAUCGAAACAUAUCAUUCUCUCAAUUUCCAACCCCGUCGUUCAUCAUCGUCCCAAACUCCUAACCCUAAUAAGCUUCUCUCUCUCUCUCUCAUCAGAUUCAGAGCUCUCUGUUCAGCUCCUCUGAUUCAUUAUUUCGGGUUUCUUGCCAAUUUUCGAGCUGAUUCUUGGCUCAAUCUUCCAAUCAUCAAGAUUCGAACAAGCCCAUUUUUUAUGGCAGAUUUAUGCAUGUAUCAAUACCAGUACUCUCUGUUUUUCUCUAUCAAUUCUCUCUCUUUUUCCUUCAGUUUCAGCUCAGAAAUGGUGAUCUGAAUAAACCCCAUUUUGGGGAGGCCCUAUUUUUUGUUUUGUGUAUUUAGUGCAAACCCAGACCUUCUUUGGGCUCCUUAACCUUGAAUCCGUUUCAAAAAUUCUAUCUUUCUCCUCAUUAAGUUUAGCCUUGAAUUUCUUUCUGUAUGUGCUGAUUUGAUGCUCCCAGUCUUGUACAAGAGGGCAAUGAAGAACCCUGUAGCUGGGAAGAAAUGGCUAUAUGCACUCUUCUCUGCUGCAUUUCUGUCGGCCCUCAUAUUUUUGACCUCGAUCACCGGGUUUAGUUCUUAUCACUAUGCAUUUUCCUCAGAAAGAUCAUUUGCUUCGACUGUUGCCCGUGGGCCCGGGCAUCCUCCGGCGUUUGCCUACUAUAUUUCCGGCGGCAAGGGAGAUGCAGAGAGGAUGUUCAGGCUGUUGCUGGCUGUUUAUCACCCUAGGAAUAGGUAUUUGUUGCACAUUGGGGCAGACGGGAGCGAGGAGGAGAGGAGGAAAUUGGGGGUUCUUGUGAGGUCCGUGCCCGCGAUUAGGGCUUUUGGCAAUGUGGAUUUGGUCGGGAAGCCGGAUCCGGUGACCCAUAUGGGAUCAACAAACAUUGCGGCUGUCUUGAGAGCCGUGGCCAUUAUGUUGAAGGUGGAUAGUGGAUGGGAUUGGUUCAUUACUCUUAGCCCUAGGGAUUAUCCGCUCGUGAGCCAAGACGAGCUUUUCCAUGUCUUCUCAAAUGUCAGGAGAGAUCUGAACUUUAUUGAUCACUCCAGUGACCUUGGAUGGAAAAUGGACCAAAGAAUUCGGCCAGUAGUUGUCGAUCCCGGGAUUUACUUGGCUCGGAGGUCCCAAAUUUUUUACGCAACCGAAAAGCGACCCAUGCCCGAAUCUUUUACUGUUUUCACAGGCUCUGCAUGGUUUAUCUUGAGCCGUUCCUUCCUCGAGUUCUGCAUUUUCGGUUGGGACAACCUCCCGAGAACCCUUCUGAUGUAUUUCACAAACUCUCUUCUGUCACAAGAAGUCUAUUUCCAUUCUGUCAUUUGCAACUCUUUGGAGUUCAAGAACACGACGGUCAACGGCGACCUGAGGUAUUUCGUGUGGGACGAUCCGCCCAAGAUGGAGCCCCACGUCCUGGGCCCACCAGACUACGACGACAUGGUUCAGAGCGGCGCGGCUUUCGCCCGACGGUUUGAGGGUGACGGUCCGGUUCUUGACAUGAUUGAUGAGAGGAUCCUCAACCGGACCCGCAACCGCGUGGCCCCCGGCGCGUGGUGCGCGGGCCGGGGCACGUGGUUGGCGGACCCGUGUUCGCAAUGGGGCGAUGUCAAUGUCAUCGAGGCGGGACCCGGAGCAAAAAGACUCGGAGCGUCCGUGGAUAAGCUCCUCGAGGACUGGCAAUCACAAACGAAUCAAUGUAAAUGACCCCAGAGGGCCACAUGAUUUGUAGGGUCAUUUUGACAAAAAUGACCCUACAAAUCACAGGCGUGUGAAGAACCCAGUGGCGGUCUAGCCACUGGGGUUCGGAAAUCGGAAUACUUUCGGGUAGAGGGGUGACAUUUUGUAGAGGAUUUUUAUCAUCAAGUGGUCACUCACUCACUUGGUGUUUGGUAUAGGGGCAAAAAGGGGAACAAAAAUUGGAAGCCAUUUUUAUGUGGUGUCCUCUCCUUUAAACAAGAAUGGGAAAGAGCCUCUCAAUGUGCUUAUACUGUAUAU